CAGACGCUUCCCGAGCCGGAUUACGGCAAGACGGACUCUACUUCUCGUUGGCACAUCUGGUUGAUUAUAGUUAAUUAAGGGUCAUCGGGUCAAAAGUUUGAAGAACAAAGAGGACGUUUCUUCAUCGUUAAUUUAGACAAUUUCCUCCCUUUUCACGGCAUCAAAGAAAAUGUACGGAUUGCUUCUACAGAUUUUCGUCCUCAAUCUGGUUUCAACAUCUGAGACAGACUUUGUAGGCGUGUCGAUUCAAGAGAAUAUACCAGCUGAGGAGUUCAUAUUGAAUGUUGAAAAUGAAGGGAAAAUAAGAGAUAUUCCAAAAUAUAGAAGGGAUGAUAAAAGACAGUAUACGCUAAUAGUAGAGGAUAAAAGAAAAAAGGAUUAUUUUAAAAUAGAAGAAACCACUGGUAUUCUACGAACGAAAUCUAGAAUCGAUAGAGAAGAGACAUGUGCAAUGCAUGUUCAAUGCAAUGUUAAACUCGAUGUCCUCGUUCAGCAAGUUUCAAGGACCAACAAAGCAGUGAUUAUUCUAGCUUCCAUAGAGAUUGUUAUCAAUAUUAUAGACGCAAACGAUUUUGCGCCAAUCUUUCAACCAUCCGAGAUAACUGUCGAAUUUCUGGAAUCGGAUCCUAUUAAUUCGACGAAGCUUAUCAACUCGGGUAUAGAUCGCGAUUCUCCGGAGUUCGGGAUUAAAUCCUACAGCAUACAAACAUCCGGUCCUUUUCGUCUUCGUGCAAGGCAAUUAGCACCUAGUGAAUGGCAAACUGAGCUAAUAGUAAAUGGUAUUCUUGAUCGUGAGAAAAAGUCUGAAUAUGCGGCAACAGUCACUGCAACGGAUGACAAAUACAUUGGAUCUUUAAGAAUAAAAAUAAGAAUCUUAGAUGCUAAUGAUCACGAACCAGUCUUUCAAAAAUCUCAUUACCAAGGCCGAGUUCUUGAAACUGCUGAAAAAAACCAGGUUAUUCUUACAGUAAGGGCAACUGACAAAGACGUCGGAAAGAAUAAGGACAUAAAGUAUCGUACCAAAUUCGACAAUCAAUUAUUUGGCGUCCGAGCUAAAACUGGCCAAGUUUACGUUAACGGCCCCUUAGACUACGAAACCGAAUCUCGUUACCAAUUAACGAUUCUAGCUGAAGACGGUGGCCAAACGCCAAGAACAGCCGAAUGUAGCAUUACUAUUGAUGUAUUGGACGUAAAUGAUCAUCAACCGGAAAUUACCGUAACCAAUUUGGGCUCAAACCCCUCAGAUUUAAAUAUUGAUGAAGGAAGUAGUGCGGACACAUUUAUUGCAUAUAUUAUAGCUACCGAUAAGGAUUCGGGAAAAAAUGGCACUGUUGAAUGCCAAUUGAUAGAUUCACAAAGCUAUUUUAAAUUAACACCUUUCAAAGAAAAUCAAUAUACUUUAUAUACGACGAAUCGAGCAUACAUAGAUAGAGAGUUGAAGGAUUCUUAUCAAUUAUCAAUUGAGUGUACAGAUCUGGGAAGAGAGCCUUUGAAGAAAUUGGAAAAAAUUCAGAUAAGAGUUAAUGAUAUCAAUGAUCACGAUCCGAAAUUUGAUAGUUCGGCUUAUACAAAGACGAUAAUGGAAACGAACGAAAAAAAUGUUAAAGUUUUUACCAUUCAAGCAGAGGAUGAAGAUAUUGGCGACAAUGGUGCAAUUACAUACAGCUUAAAGCAAACAGGAUACACUUUUGCUAUUCACCCUACUAGGGGAGAAAUAACGGCAUUAACAAUUCUAGACAGGGAAAAAUCACCUCAGUACCAUCUUACUAUUGUUGCUCAAGAUAAGGGUAAACCACCAAGAUCGUCGGAAGCCACUCUAACUAUCAAGUUACAAGACAUAAAUGAUAAUAGGCCAAUUUUUACUGCUUCCGAAUACGGAUUAAGCGCAAAGGAAAAUCAGACUAUUGGGACAAACUUAUCGCCUUCCCUUUUGGCUGACGAUGUAGAUUUGCAUCCUAAUAAUAUUGUUGUAUAUUCAAUUGUGGAAGAAUACGGAACGAGCUAUAAAUAUUUUAAAAUAGAUAGACAUACUGGUCAACUUAAAACCGCGGCUGUUCUCGAUAGAGAAGCGCAAGAGGAACACAUACUGGUAGUUCAGGCUUCAAACGAAGAUUAUGAUCGUCUCAAGUCGACGUGCCGUGUAAUAAUAACGGUGACAGAUAUAAACGAUAAUCCCCCUAGGAUUAUCUAUCCGACAGAGAAAAAUAACACGGUCUACCUCUCAAAUAAGACGCCGAACCCUUAUAGAAUCGGAAGGAUCAUAGCAGACGAUGCGGACAAGGGAGAGAAUUCUAGAUUAAGCUAUAGUUUAAACGCCGAAUCAGCUUAUUUCCGCCUUGACCCUGAGACAGGGGUAAUCUGGACUAGAAAUCGUUUGGACUCCAUCGAUUAUAAACUUUUUUCGAUAUUAGUAACGGUUAGGGAUAACGGAGAUCAGCCGAGGAGAGUUUCAACACAUAUUAAUCUUGUGGUUAAUAAAUCCAUUCCGUUCACGUUCGCCUCCUCCAAUUUGGUAUCCAACGGUAAUCUGACGAUAGUCAUUAUUGUUGCCAGCGUGUCUUUCGUCAUUGCCGUCCUGCUUAUAGCAUCUAUUGUAUACGUAAGACGUCAAAGUUCUGGCUCUCAUUUAGAUUCUGCAAAGUACAAUUGUAGAACAGAAACUCAGAAAAUGCUCAAGGCUAAAGUCGCCGUAGAAACGAAUGAGAUUCUGGCUGACAAGACUGAAGUUUGCGAUAAUACAGCCAAUUAUGAUAAAAUUAAACCUGAAGCAGACUUUAUAUUGGAUGUGAGCAGUUUACAAACGAAUUGGAAGCAAAUUGGCGAACAGCAACGACACUCCGAACGGUCACACCAGUCAAAGAAAAGCACCGAGCUCGAAAACCAUCUGCUACAUAAACUGGCAAGACCUGAUUUGGAUACAGAUAGUUCUUUUUCCGAUAGCGGUCGAGGUGGUAGCGAAGAAGGUGAAGAAAUUCGUCAUCCUCAUUCAACAUUUCUACCAAAGCCUCCUCCUCCUCCUCACCAAAAAUAUAACUGUAUCGGUACAGUGCUAUCUGAUUUACCUAGGAAUUUAUCUAGAGAAGAUUCUAGCGUUCGAGACGACGCAACUUCAACAACUAGCGGAAGUUAUACAGUUGACCCGGAUGAGUUGCAGCAACACAUCGAAAAUGUCUUUUUCAAAGAGGUUGCCGUAUAAUUAAGAGACACGCUCUUCCUCUUUUUAGCGUUCUUUUGACGCGUUCAGACUGCGCUAUUUUACAGACAGAAAAAAAGAAAUUUCUAUGUUCAUUUAAUAAUUUUUUAUUCAAUUUUUUUAUCAAUUGUCCUUAAAGAUACUGAUAUAUAAUUUUUGCAUAAAAUUAUUAUGUGUAUAUAUACAUAUUUACUGUAUAUAUACUGUAUUAUUUAAUGUUUUAAAGUCGUUAAUGGCUGUUCUCGUCUAGGAAAAGGUUUAAAUUAUCAAAACAUGACGUUAACAGCACUUUUUUUUACAAAUGUAAAUUGAUAUGUUUUUAAUAAAGAAAUUGUUUUCUUUUUAAUG
Dimorphilus gyrociliatus is the source of this 3541-nucleotide messenger RNA. The record is from the annotation of a GenBank genome assembly. Lineage: Eukaryota; Metazoa; Annelida; Polychaeta; Dinophilidae.